Eubalaena glacialis (North Atlantic right whale) is the source of this 2032-nucleotide messenger RNA. RefSeq names its product solute carrier family 22 member 1. Bases 103 to 1398 code for a protein of 431 amino acids. The record is from RefSeq and is a predicted model, not a curated record. Lineage: Eukaryota; Metazoa; Chordata; Mammalia; Artiodactyla; Balaenidae. Gene Ontology annotation, cellular component: membrane. Gene Ontology annotation, biological process: transmembrane transport. The transcript has 8 exons.
GAUUUCAGACCAGUCCAUUGCACAGAAACCCACAUGAGGCACUGACCCCGGGCCCUGCGGCCGAAGAGGUCUGGUCAGAGCUAUGAAGGUGCUGGUUCAGUCAUGCUCACCGUGGACGACGUUCUGGAGCAGGUCGGGGAGUUCGGUUGGUUCCAGAAGCAAGCCUUCCUGAUCCUGUGCCUGAUCUCUGCCGCCUUCGCCCCCAUCUACGUGGGCAUCGUCUUCCUGGCCUUCACCCCGGACCACCGCUGCCGGAGCCCCGGGGUGGCCGAGCUGAGCCGGCGAUGCGGCUGGAGCCUGGCUGAGGAGCUCAACUACACGGUGCCGGGCCCGGGGCCCGAGGGCCAGGCCUUCCCCCGCCGGUGCCGCCGCUACGAGGUCGACUGGAACCAGAGCGCCCUCGGCUGCGUGGACCCGCUGGCCGGCCUGGCCGCCAACAGCAGCCUCCUGCCUCUGGGCCCCUGUCGGCACGGCUGGGUGUACGACACGCCCGGCUCCUCCAUCGUGACCGAGUUUAACCUGGUGUGCGAUGACUCUUGGAAGGUGGACCUCUUUCAGUCCUGUGUGAAUGUGGGCUUCUUCCUGGGCUCUCUGGGCAUCGGCUACAUUGCAGACAGGUUUGGCCGUAAAGUGUGCCUCUUGGCCACCACCCUCAUCAGUGCCAUCUUGGGCGUCCUGACGGCGGCUGCUCCAGACUACACGUCCCUGCUGCUCUUCCGCCUGGGGCAGGGGCUGGUCAGCAAGGGCAGCUGGACGGCUGGCUACACCUUGAUCACAGAAUUCGUGGGCUUGGGCUACAGAAGGACGGUGGCGAUCCUCUACCAGGUGGCGUUCACGGUGGGGCUCGUGCUGCUCUCCGGCCUGGCCUACGCGGUCCCUCACUGGCGCUGGCUCCAGCUGGCCGUCUCUCUGCCCACCUUCCUCCUCCUGCUGUGCUACUGGUUUGUGCCCGAGUCGCCCCGAUGGCUGUUAUCGCAAAAGAGAAACACUCAAGCAAUAAAGAUAAUGGACUACAUAGCCCAAAAGAAUGGGAAAUUGCCUCCUCCUGAUCUAAAGAUGCUGUCUCUCGAAGAGGAUGUCACUGAAAAGCUGAGCCCCUCGUUUGCAGGCCUGUUCCGCACGCCGCACCUGAGGAAGCACACCUUCAUCCUGAUGUACCUGUGGUUCACCAGCUCCGUACUCUACCAGGGCCUCAUCAUGCACAUGGGCGUCACCGGCGGGAACCUCUAUCUGGAUUUCUUCUACUCUGCUCUGGUCGAAUUCCCGGCGGCCUUCAUCAUCCUCGUCACCACUGAGCGCUUCGGCCGCCUCUACCCGCUGGCCGGGUCCAAUCUGGUGGUGGGGGCAGCCUGCUUCCUCAUGAUCUUUAUCUCACACGCUGAGGAGACUGAAGCAUGAAGAAGUAAAUCGUGGACUUCCCUGGUGGCGCAGUGGUUAAGAAUCCGCCUGCCAAUGCAGGGGACACAGGUUCGAGCCCUGGUCCAGGAAGUUCCCACAUGCCGCAGAGCAACAAAGCCCGUGCGCCACAACUACUGAGCCUGCGCUCUAGAGCCCGCGAGCCACAGCUACUGAGCCCACGUGUCACAACUACUGAGCCCGCGCGCGUAGAGCCCAUGCUCCGCCACAAGAGAAGCCAUCGCAAUGAGAAGCCCACACACCGCAACGAAGAGUAGCCCCUGCUCGACGCAACUAAAGAAAGACCAUGCGCAGCAACGAAGACCCAACACAGCCAAAAUAUAAAUAAAUUAAUUAAUUUUUAAAAAAAGAGAAGAAGAAGUAAAGCGUUUGCCGGCUCCCACAGCUGACGGGAGGCCGAGCUGAGAUUCGAAAAGCACAUUUGUCCCUCUGCCCAGCGGGGCCUCCCCCUCAUCAUCAAGUCCCCAAACCUUUCAGGACUCAGUUUACGUAUCCACAAUGGAGGGGUCAGAUAAGACGAUCUUUCCGGCCCUUCCAGCUCUGAAGUCCAAGGUUCCACUCAUGGCUUCUCCCGGCAACUCCAUGGGCACAGUCCUCACUUGCUCUCCACACCCUC